GAGACCAAUCCGCCCGACCACCACCACCACCACCACCACCACCCCGAGCGGAGAGGCGCCGCCGCGCCGACUCGCUCCGCCCGCCGGCCGGCGAACAUGUCCCUGGCGGCCACCUUCGUGUUCCUCCUCGUCUCCGCGCUGCAGAUGCUCGACCGCGCCCUCGAUCUCGCCAAGAAGAGGGGAUCGAUUACUGAUCAACAGCUCAAACUACGGCUGGAAAUCACGCAGAUUCUCAAGGAGGCCAGUGCGCUGUCGACGCCCUCAACAUUUGCGCAAGCCGCAAAACUCAAGCGGCUAGCUGCUGCUAAAGAAAAAGAAUUGGCAAAAUUACAAGAGCAGGAUAUCAAAGGGAAGCAAUCUUUAUACAACCAAUAUGGACGAGUUCUGUUGUUUACCAAGGUUCUAAUUUAUGGAUUGCUAAUUCUGUGGUUUUGGAGUGUUCCUGUAACUACUGUUCCCAAACACCUUCUACAGCCUUUCGGACGGAUGUUUUCCUGGAGGGGUGUUGAUGCUGCUACGGGCCAUGUUAUGGUUGGAAUUCUCCCGUGGCUAUUUUUGACCUCUCGUGUCAGCAAGUUAUUGUGCCAAAAACUUGCCCCUAUAUUUCUGCAUCCAUGAACUCAAUUUGCUAUCUGAGAUUUUAUGUUUUGUUCUUGCAGUUUUAUAUUGUAAACUUUCUCCCUGACAGUAAUUAUGCAACAUCAUGAUAUGCUGUCACUUUCUGUAAAAUUUUGUUGUGCUUAUCUGCAUCCACAGCUCCUUCUGAUAGUUUUUUUUUUCGUGUUUUUAUUUCACAAAUUGGCACACACUGCAGGCAUGCAUGUUCGGCACAUUGUCACUUCCUAUUCGUAAGAAGUGAGUAUGCACUGGCUGAUAUAUCUCGACGGGGUCUGCUGUAAUUGUAGUAGAUAUACUACUUUUGUUUGACAUGUUUACCGUUUAGUCUUAAAAGCUCAAGUAGUGGAGUGAAUUUUUUACCCUGGUUCAGUGGGAACUCGAACAUGAGAAAUGUUCUAAACUCCUUUAGAGCAAGCAUAAUACUACCUCUGUCUGUGAUGUUUAACGCC
Molecule: messenger RNA, 1067 nt
Organism: Oryza brachyantha (malo sina)
Lineage: Eukaryota; Viridiplantae; Streptophyta; Magnoliopsida; Poales; Poaceae
Product: protein GET1
Exons: 7
Coding region: 97-618 (173 amino acids)
Biological process (GO): tail-anchored membrane protein insertion into ER membrane
Source: RefSeq, a predicted model, not a curated record